This is a messenger RNA of Mustela erminea (ermine), 1749 nucleotides long. RefSeq names its product creatine kinase, mitochondrial 2 (gene CKMT2). The coding region runs from base 352 to 1611 and encodes 419 amino acids. Gene Ontology annotation, biological process: phosphocreatine biosynthetic process. Gene Ontology annotation, molecular function: creatine kinase activity. The record is from RefSeq and is a predicted model, not a curated record. Gene Ontology annotation, cellular component: mitochondrion. The transcript has 10 exons. NCBI's taxonomy places the organism in Eukaryota, Metazoa, Chordata, Mammalia, Carnivora, Mustelidae.
GCUGAGCGGUCCGGGAAGCCAGGCUGCAGGCCCGGAACCUGGCACAGCCCGGGGAGCCGCGGCCUCCGGGACGGGACGUGGGGGAGGGCAACGUUCGGGAGAAAGGGCAGGUGCUGGAAAGCCCAGGACCCAGGGGAAGAGUCAGACGCCGGCCUUCAAGGGCACCGCCGCGGGAGCCUGUGCGCCCUGACGUCCGACGGCAGACACGGGAUUGGCUGACAUGGGCCCCCGCCCCGCCCAGCCCGGAGCCUUUUCAAGGCCAAGGCGGCCAGCUGCGGUUACACUUCUCAGCUGUUGCGGGCAGCGGGACGUGGGAGACUCCGGCUCCAAGACACUCAUCCAAGAGGAAGGAUGGCCAGUGCCUUCUCGAAGUUGCUCACUGGCCGCAAUGCUUCUCUGUUACUUGCUACCAUGGGCACCAGUGCCCUAACCACUGGGUAUCUGCUGAACCGGCAGAACGUGCGGGCCGAGGCUCGGGAGCAACAUAGGCUGUUCCCGCCCAGCGCAGACUACCCUGAUCUGCGAAAGCACAACAACUGCAUGGCCGAGUGCCUCACCCCGGCCAUCUAUGCCAAGCUCCGCAACAAGGCGACGCCCAACGGCUACACCCUGGACCAGUGUAUCCAGACUGGAGUGGACAACCCUGGCCACCCCUUCAUCAAGACUGUGGGCAUGGUGGCUGGUGACGAGGAGUCGUAUGAGGUGUUUGCUGACCUUUUUGAUCCUGUCAUCAAACUAAGGCACAAUGGCUAUGACCCCAGGGUGAUGAAGCACCCCACGGAUCUGGACGCAUCCAAGAUCACCCAUGGGCAGUUUGAUGAGCGUUAUGUGCUGUCCUCUCGGGUGCGCACAGGCCGCAGCAUCCGCGGGCUGAGCCUGCCACCUGCCUGCAGCCGGGCUGAGCGAAGGGAGGUGGAGAACGUGGCCAUCACGGCCCUGGAAGGCCUCAAAGGGGACCUGGCAGGCCGCUACUACAGGCUGUCCGAGAUGACUGAGCAAGACCAGCAGCGGCUCAUAGAUGACCACUUUCUAUUUGAUAAGCCAGUAUCCCCCUUACUAACAUGUGCUGGGAUGGCCCGUGACUGGCCAGAUGCCAGGGGAAUCUGGCAUAAUUAUGACAAGACCUUUCUCAUCUGGAUUAAUGAGGAAGACCACACCAGGGUAAUCUCUAUGGAAAAAGGAGGCAAUAUGAAAAGAGUAUUUGAGCGAUUCUGUCGAGGACUGAAAGAGGUGGAACGCUUAAUCCAAGCGCGAGGCUGGGAGUUCAUGUGGAAUGAGCGACUAGGAUAUAUUCUGACCUGCCCUUCGAACCUUGGCACAGGAUUACGGGCUGGUGUCCACGUUAGGAUCCCAAAGCUCAGCAAGGAUCCACGCUUCUCUAAGAUCCUGGAAAACCUGAGACUCCAGAAGCGUGGCACGGGUGGUGUGGACACAGCAGCGGUGGCGGAUGUAUAUGAUAUUUCCAACAUAGAUCGAAUUGGUCGAUCAGAGGUUGAGCUUGUUCAGAUAGUCAUCGAUGGAGUCAACUACCUCGUGGAUUGUGAAAAGAAGCUGGAGAGAGGCCAAGAUAUUAAGGUCCCACCACCUCUGCCUCAGUUUGGCAGGAAGUGAACUUUUUGUUUUCCAAACUAUAAAUAAUCUGUCUGCUGGUAUGACAGACAUGAGGAAAUUUUUACUCUGAGAGUUUUUAUAAAAAAAUGUAAAAUUGUAUGUCCUAUCUUUAAAAUAAAACUCUCCUUAAUAUCCUUA